AUGGCCGUGAGGAACAUAUACACAUCACGUGAUGAAAGGCUGAUGUGGGAGCAUCUUUUUGAGAGUCUACAAGUUGGAGAUAAUGCAGCAUACCAACCAAAGGGACUUACAUUAUGGAAGAAGUUUGAAGUUACUCAAAAAACGAACAAAACUGCUUCAUCACUUGCUACCCAUUUUCGGAAGGUGAUGUAUGAUCAUAUUGAAGACGCAAACUUAACUGUGGAACAACAGCUGUACAUUGUAAAUCAGCUCAAUAUACCUUUAUCUAAACGUCAGCAAAGAGUGUAUACAUUUUUGAUCUUGCAUUACUUUUAA
This is a messenger RNA of Thelazia callipaeda (thelaziosis nematode), 315 nucleotides long. The record is from the annotation of a GenBank genome assembly. Lineage: Eukaryota; Metazoa; Nematoda; Chromadorea; Rhabditida; Thelaziidae.